UCAGCGCGUGGCCCUCGGCCUUCUUGCGUCGAUCAGGGGGAUGGAGCUCUUGCGGCGGUCGUCGGACAGCGAGUUCUGUGGGCCACCACCAAGCGGGUGAAGGACAUGACUGCGUCGAUGCUGAGAACCUUGACCGUGCUCGGAAGUGCAUCGUCGAGAAGGGGCUCCGUUUCGGGCGGCGUCCUCCGGCCUGCGCCCCAGAGGCGGAAGGAGGCUCGGGGGAGGCAGCGGGCCGCGGCAGGGUCUGCGACGGCCCCUGAUCGAUUUCUGCAGGACAGCGCCGCGGACUAGAAGUCCCGGGACAUGGGCGCGAUCUGCGACACAUCUUUGACCGGGCAGGCCAGCGCGGCCAUUCGGUCAAGCGCGGCAGCCUCGCCACCGCCAUCAAGCAGCACUUCUUCGCCAAAUGCCAGCAGGGGUGCGGGCCCAGUGUGGGCCGCGCUGUUUUCUUCGGCUACCUCCUGCUCCACUCCUCGAAAUGCAAGCUUGAGAGAGACCGCUUCGGCGACGUCGAGCGGGCGCUGGCCCGUGGGGCCAAGAGGGCCCACGAGGUCGUGGAGGGCCCGCCGCCGCGGGAGGUGCUCCUCGACAUGGGCGUCUGGAUGCUGGGCCAUGGCCGCAAGCGCCGCCUGCUUCGCGUUGCAGAUGGGCGAUGACGAGAGGCCUUCGGAGAGCUUCGACUUCGCGUUGGGCAACAUGCUCGCGCAGGUGGCAGGCGUGCGUGGCGCGGCCAUGCGCGAUUGGGGCGUCGUCUUCGCCGCUGCGGAGAUGGGUUUCGUUGCCGAGACCGGCCAUGUCGACGACUCCGUGGCGCUGGGAAGCCCUUCCGGGACAUUGGCUCCAGAGGUGGCGGAGGCGCUCGUCAGGCGAGCCUCCGAAGGCGGGCCAGGAAGCAGACGAGCUCAGGCCGCCGACCCCGCCGCGCGGCCCUUCGACUCGCUGACCCUGGUUCAGUGCGAGCGCGACUUGAAGGCAGCCUACAGGGCCUUGGGCUAUGACGAGCUCAACAUCACACCGUGCGCGGUGCGGCACGCGGUCCCUUCUCGCGACAUCCACCAUGGACACCGCAACUUAUCGGUUGGAGCCAGGCCAGAUCGGAAGGAUGAUUACCUCGGUCCGUAGUUUUCCAGUUGAUUUGUUGAAGUACAUUCGUGGACGUUGGUUGGUUUCGCCCGCCCUCGGAUCACCCAAAACAUGGUCGAUCUGAGCUCCAUUUCUUUCGUGACGUCGUUUAAGAGUACCCAUAUGGGAAUCCGUACGGGCAGAGACCGAGCUAGGUGAGAGUGUUUUUUUCAGGACGAAGUCUUGUGUGGCACUGAUUCUUCGGACGAGUGAUAUUGGCUGGACAGUCUGGUCAUCGUGAACAUGUG
Prorocentrum cordatum is the source of this 1370-nucleotide messenger RNA. The record is from the annotation of a GenBank genome assembly. NCBI's taxonomy places the organism in Eukaryota, Dinophyceae, Prorocentrales, Prorocentraceae.